Molecule: messenger RNA, 7245 nt
Organism: Cervus elaphus (red deer)
Lineage: Eukaryota; Metazoa; Chordata; Mammalia; Artiodactyla; Cervidae
Gene: SPDYA
Product: speedy/RINGO cell cycle regulator family member A
Exons: 7
Coding region: 1128-2090 (320 amino acids)
Biological process (GO): positive regulation of cyclin-dependent protein serine/threonine kinase activity; positive regulation of cell population proliferation; G1/S transition of mitotic cell cycle
Cellular component (GO): nucleoplasm
Molecular function (GO): protein kinase binding
Source: RefSeq, a predicted model, not a curated record
GGAGAUAGGGACAGGGAAGCCUGGUGUGCUACAGUCCAUGGGGUCGCAAAGAGUCAAGACACGACUUCGCGACUGAAUAGCAACAACAGUGGUGGUAACUGAAAAAUCUAGAAGCAAUGCAAAUAUCAAAACGAUUUAAAUUUGGCCCAUCCAUUCUGGAGUAGUAUGCAGUCAUUCAAAAGACUUAGAAGACUGCAGCAACGUGAUAUAUCAAAGGGGUGAAGAAGCAGGUUAUAAAUUAGAAGGGAAGAAGAAAAGCUGUCAGGGACAAAAUUAAAUGCUAUGAAGAAUCCUUUUACUUAUUCAUUGAACAAACAUUAAGCACCUUACAUCCUAGGCACCAGGCCAAAGGCUAGAAUGCCGCCAAAACGAAAAGGUUCCUGUAGAAGUUAGAACAAGAGAUUUAAUAGGAUAGAAGAACAUUACCCCUUCUCACAGUGAGCCACAGUAUUCAUACAUUUUUCAGUUUAAGUUGCCUUUUCCUCUGUUUCUGUAAUUAUUUUAACGUAGCAGCAAUUUAUACUGCUGCAAAGUUCCUCUCUGAUUCUUCGUCCUCCCGCUAUUGAUGUCUCCGUUUUUCGCGUACCUGCCAGUGUAUAUACUUGGUGCGGUGGGGCAGUAUUUCCGACACAGCGGUGCCUCUCCGUCUCGCUGGAGGGAAGAUAAAUGGCUCUAAUCCAGGCCUGACUUUGGUAUGUGCCCAGGGGAAAGGGGUUGAGUUAGAAGGCAAGAAGAGGCCUGGUAAGGUCCCGCCUUUUUACCAGGCCCUUUCGGGGAGGGGAACAAGAAAAGGUAACGGUAAAAGGUCGGCAGGCGUCGCGCGCAGCCUCGGGCUAGCCCCGCCUCAAGGGGCGGGCUCCGGGCGCUGAUUGGCCUGCGUCUGCUUCGCUCGGGUUGGCGGGAGGUCUCGGGGCCGGCGGUGCCGCGGUGGAGCGAGCUGCGAGUAACCGUCUGAGGCGUAGGGCGUCUGGGAAAGGCUGGCCGCCGGUCCGGCCUUUGCUCACCCGCCUCAGGUUUCCGCAGGUACCCUCCGCUCGCUCUUCGGCUUCGGGCCUCGCCGGCGACUCUACAGUUUUGGUUGUGCCUGGCCCCUCCGCCCCCUCUUGCCUCCAACCCCGCCGGCCUAAAUGUGUGAGGCUAUGGCGGCGGCGUCUCGACCCCUUCCUCACACACUUCCGCCCUUGAGUUUCUUCAGGUGCCGCAGGGAAGUUUCUGAGGAUCAGGAAGGAGAAUCUGUACCUAACUCACUGAACAUCGAGGGAGGCACGACUGCCUGGGUACCUGAAUCGUGGGAAACCAAAAUGAGACAUAAUCAGCUGUGUUGUGAGACACCACCUACUGUCACUGUACAUGUAAAAUCAGGGUCAAAUAGAUUGCAUCAGCCUAAAAAACCCAUUACCCUGAAGCGUCCUAUUUUUAAAGAUAGUUGGCCAGCAUCUGAAAAAAAUGCACAUAAUAGCAACAAGUCUAAACGCCCCAAAGGACCCUGUCUAGUUAUACAGCGUCAGGAAAUGACUGCUUUCUUUAAAUUAUUUGAUGACGAUUUAAUUCAGGAUUUCUUGUGGAUGGACUGCUGCUGUAAAAUUGCAGACAAGUAUCUUUUGGCUAUGACCUUUGUUUAUUUCAAGAGAGCUAAAUUUACUGUAAAUGAGCAUACCAGGAUAAAUUUCUUUAUUGCUCUGUAUCUCGCUAAUACAGUUGAAGAAGAUGAAGAAGAAUCCAAAUAUGAAAUUUUUCCAUGGGCUUUAGGGAAAAACUGGAGAAAAUUAUUCCCUGACUUCUUAAAGUUAAGGGACCAACUCUGGGAUAGAAUUGACUAUAGGGCUAUUGUAAGCAGGCGAUGCUGUGAGGAGGGCACCAUUAAGAAAGUGAAGAGACAGCCCAGAAACUGGAAGAAAAUCUUUGCAAAUCAUCCAUCUUAUAAAGUACUUGUAUCUAAAAUAUAUAAACAGCUCUUAAAACUCAGAAAUAAAGAGACAACCCAAUUUUCUAAAGGGCAAAGGAUCUUAAUACACAUUUCUUCAAAAAAGAUAUUCAGAUGGGCAAAAAAGCACAUGAAUAGAUGCUCAACAGCCAUCAGAAAAAUGUAAAAUCAAAAUCAAGAAGAUAUUUCAUUACAUGCACUAGGAAAGCUAUAAUUAAAAAAAAAAGACUGGUAAUAACAAAUAUUGCAAGGAUGUGGAGAAAUUGGAACCCUGACUUCUGGUGGAAAUGUAAAAUCAUUUAGGUGCUUUGGAAAACAGUCUGGCACUUCCUCAAAAAGCUAAACAGAGACCAUAUGACCCAGCAAUUCCACUCUUAGUUUUAUACUCUAAAGAAAUGAAAAUUAUGUUCACACAAAACCUUGUACAUGGGGCUUUCCUGGUGGUCCAGUGGUUAAGAAUCCACCUUACAGUGUAAGGGAUACCAGUUUGAUCCCUGGUCCAGGAAGAUCCCACAUGCCAUGGAGCAACUAAGUUCGUGUGCCACUACUGAACUUUCCCUCUGCAGCCCAGGAGCAGCAACUACUGAAGCCCACGUGCCCUUAGAGCCUGUUCACUGCAGCAAGAGAAGCCACCACAAUGAGAAGCCCAUGCUCCACAACUGGAGAGUAGCUUCUGCUCGCCGCAACUAGAGAAAGUAUAGCAAUUAAGACUCAGCACAGCCGAAAAUAAAUAGAUAUUUUUUGAAAACUUCUACAUGAAUGUUUAUAGCAAGCAACCUUAUUCAUAAUAGUCAGUAGUUGUAAAAACAACUGAAAUGUCCAGCAGCCAAUGAAUGGAUAGACAAAAUAUCAAUACAAUGAUAUAUUACUUGGCAAUUAAAAGGAAUAAGGUAUCGAUACAUGCUACAAAGUGGAUGAAUGCUGAAAACCUUAUGCAAAUGAAAGAAGCCAGUCCUCAGAGAGCCACAUAGUUCACUUACAUCAACUGUGAAGAAUACAUAAAUCCAAAAUCAUAGAAAGUGAUUGCCUGAGGCUGAAGGGAGGGAGGAGUGAAGUGUGACUGCCUUCUCUGAAGUGAUGAAAAUGUACUAAAAUUAAAAAAAAAAGAAAAGAAAAUGUACUAAAAUUGAUUGUGGUACUCAUUGUGCUACCCUGAAGAAAUCAAAAGCCAUUGCAUUCUAUACUUUAAACCAGUGAAUUGUAUGAUAUCUGAGUUAUAUCUCAAUAAAGCUGGUAAAAUAGCAAGUAGUAUGUCCCUCUUUUAUUCUCUACUCCUUUUCCUGGUUUUCCUCACAACACUUAGCCAUUGUAUAACACUCUAUUUUACUUACUUAUCUUGCUUAUUUCCCCCUACUUAUUUCCCCCUACUAGAAUAUAAAUUCCAAGAGGGUCUUUGUUUUUUUGUUUUUUGUUUUUUUGCUUCAUUGUGCAGGUUGCAGGAUCUUAGUUCCCUCAACCAGGGAUUGAACCUGAGCCCUCAGCAGUGAAAGUGCUGUGUCCUAAUCACUGGACUGCCAGGGAAGUCCCCAAGAGGGUCUUUAUUCUGUGCUUAUUACAUGUACAGUAUCUAGAACAGUGCCUGACUUGUAGUAGGUACUCAGUAAAUAUAACUGACUGACAUAAUGGAACUUAAAGCUUCCAUUUCUUUUUCAUACUUUCUUAUCCAUGAAAACCAACAGCAAGGACCUCUACUGUAUAACACGAAAACUACAUUCAGUAUCUUGUAAUAAUCAAUAAUGGAAGAUAAUCUGAGAAAGUAUACAACUGCAUCACUUUGCUGUAUGUACACCUGAAACAUUGUGAAUCAACUGUACUUCAAUAAAAAAAAUUAAAAAUAAGCAAGACUAUGGAACAAUUCUUACUGAGCAGCCUUAGCACUGACCCUUAUCCAGAUACCCAGAUAGAUAAUUUUGGCGGGGUGGGGGGGCGGCACGGGGAGACACGCGAAGAAAUUUAGUUAAGUGUUCUAUGCAUUUGUUAUUAAGAGCCCAGUACUGGCACACUGCCAACCCAUUUUUUAGUCACAUAUCCUAAAAUAAAUGCAAGUUACAGUACUAGCUACAAACUGGCUUACAAUAAUUAUACUAUACAUUUGCAUUGUGCUUUACAAAUUUAUAUUUUCACAUAAAUUAGCUUCUUAUCCUCACAAAAGUACUUUUGAGGAUUGUAGCAUUCUCAUUUUAUAACUGAUGAAACUGAGGACUACGGAGGUUGAAAUUUACUCAAGAUCAUACAUAGUUAAAUGGCAGAACCAGAGCUUGACUUCACAUCUGAUGGUUUCCCAGUGUUCUGUGUUCUCUGACAUCUGUCAUUUCAUUAAGAGAUGUUUAAAGUUUGGUAGUAGAUAAAAGAUCCACAAUGAAAGUAAUGUCUGAGCACUGGUCUCAGUACUGCACAUGUAUUAACUCUCACAAUUCUUACAGCUAACUAGGUAAUCCAGAUAAGUAAACAGGCACAGAGAGACUAAAUGACUUCUCCAAGGUCACACAAUUAGAAAAGCAGCACACCAGUAUUCAAACCUAGGCAGUCUAACGAGAGUCAUUGCUUUUAACACCUUAUACUGCCACUUGAGAUUACAGAGAAGUAGAAUGUAUAGAGAGAAAAACAGCCAAAUAUUAAAUUUUAAAAACUCACCAAAGCCCACCUCCACCCCCCACCAAGAAAUCACUAAAAAUAACAGAAGAGUGAGAUGAAGUAAAAAAACUAGGAUAAUGUUUCUGAUAGGUCAAGUGCUACCAAUGCUUCAGAGAAGUCACUUUCAUAGAAUUGUAGAGUUUGAUAACUCUAAGUGACCCAUUGUCUCAUAUAUAAAAGGCCUUGUGGCUCAGAAAGUUAAUGCAAUUUCCCUAAGGUCAUAGGAACUAAAUAGAAUUAAGACCAAAAUCUUGCUUUUUUGACUGUGGUACAGUUUUCUUUUUAAUUCACUGUUUUUAUCACUGUAACAUUCUAAUGUGUGUGCGAAAUAUAUGUAGACCUCAUAUAUAUAUAAAAGAGUGUGCACUUGCAUGCAUUUCUCUAGGUUAGCAUGUGGAGAGACUAUGAUGCCUAGUUUAUUGCAGAAAGAACAGUACCAAAUCUUCUAUAUUGUGCCCUUUGCUUCAGAGUUCCCUUUACUUCAUAGCUCCCUCUGCUCUCUUCAUUAGACAUUGCUGUAGGGUUCCUACAAAAGUUAUAUUGUUGAAGGCUAGUAAUGUCAGUGACCUCUUAAUUUCUUAUUUUCAUCUAUCAUUAAGAAAUAUUUAAUGACUGUGUACUGUUGUGGAGAAGGGAGCUGGCUACCCACUCCAAUAUUCUGACCUGGAGAAUUCCAUGGACUGUAUACAGUCCAUAGGGUCACAAAGAGUCAGACACAACUGAGCAACUUUCACUUUCACAGUUGUGGAGAGGGCAUUUGAGAGAGAGAUGUACAAGAAGCUGUUCCUGUCCGGAAGGGUUACAUGCAUAAAAAGAUAUAUCUGAGUACUAACAUUUAUAUGCUGAGUCCUAAUAUAGGAUUAACAAUAAAAUAAAAUUUGAAACCUGGAGUUUCUAGAAAGGUGGGAUUUAUGCCAGGCAUUGAAGGAAAAGCAAUGCUAAGACAAAUAAAGGGAAAGGCCAUUCCAGAUAUGGGAAAUAGGGAAAUACUGAGGAAAAAUUAUAGACAAAUUUGGAAGGAACAAGAAAAAUUUACAUUUUACUUCCUCACCUUGGGUAUUUCUUAACCAAAUUUUAUAUUAUCGUAGAAAUAUAUAUGUUUACAGUUAACAUCUUUAUUUACUUCUGCCUUUUAAAAGACAUAUAACUUUCAUUACAUGUCUUUGGUUGAAAACUUUUUUCAAGGAUUUAAGAAGUAGAUUAUAAAAUAAAUACAGUCCUUAAAGUACACUUUAAAAAUUAGCAUAGCUACAUGGAACUCCGCUCAAGUUAUAUGGCACUGUGGAUGGAAGGGGACUUUGGGGGAGAAUGGAUACACAUAUAUGGAUGGCUGAGUCUCUUUGCUAUUCACCUAAAACUAUCCCAUUGUUAACUGGCUAUACCCUAAUACAAAAUAAAAAGUUUAAAAUUAAAAGAAACGAUCAUAAAGUUAGCAUAGCUAGUAUUCUUUAUUCAUUGCCUUGAAGUGAGACAAUAAUCGCAAUAAGCCUAUUUUCUGAGGGAUUUGGCUUUAACCGGGACUGGGGGUGGGGGGUACUGUUAGGGUUUUCAUUCUUAACAACAAAAGCUUUUUUCCAAACAAAAUUUUAUACGAUCCCCCAAAUUGAGGUUCUCCAAGCUACUCUGUCUUGCCCUAGCCCCUCCUGGGAUCCCCAGCGUUGUCUGUGAAACCAAGGGCUCCUCAAACCAGUCUGAAAAAUCACUUGAUCAAUUAAAGCACUGUCUAUCUUUUUGAAUUAUAGUUUUGUCCAGAAACUUAAAUGUUUUUUAAAAGCACUGUCUAGCUGUCAAAUUCUACACUUCUAAUUUACCUUGGGUCAUUGAUAACAGCAACUAAACAUUUUUUUUUGUUUAGAAGUAACAUUCUAACAUUCUGUUUUGAAGUUUUAGACACCAUCAGGUCAGCAGGUAGGUACACUUCCCUAGCUUGUCUUCUUAAAUGGCUAUCAUUUGCUUUCAUUGGCCAGAUGUUUACUGUGUGAUAAGGAUUUUAUACAUAUUUAACCUUCAGAACAAUCCUAUGAGGCAGAUAGUAUCCCGUUUUAGAUAUGAAGCAAUUGAGGCUCCUAAAGGUUAAGUAACUAAUAUCAUACAACUAGCAAGUGGCAGAGCCAGGAUAAGAAACUAAGUCUAUCCCGACUCUAAAGGCAGUAUCUUAUCUAACACCUUAGAGAACAGUGUCUGACGUGUAGUGCAGAAUCUUCAGUACUUUCUAAAUGAUUCCUCAUCUAAUACUUGCAACAACCCGCUAAAAUAGACAGUAUUUUUCUCUCCAUACUACAGACAAGAAAACAGGAACAGAGAGGUUAAGCAACUUACCUGUGUUCUCAUUUACCAUAUCUCUUGCUAUUAUUGCAAACAUGCUAAGAUAAACAUACAUAGGUGGAAACCUCGAUUAAAAAUAUUCUCAACCCAAUACAUUCCAAAGUUAAAGAAUGAUGUGUUAUUUGAGGGGCAUUUUCUUUCCCAAACCUAGAAUAUCUGAGCAAAACCUGGAAAGUUGCUUCAGUUCUAUUUCCCGUUAGAAAUAAUUUAAAUAUUCUACCAAUUGUUAUCUUAAGAAUCCAAGCAAUAAAUCACUUUAUAGGUAAUACUGCCCUAUCUGGAGAUGCUUUUUUUAAAAAACAUUUUUUUAGAUCUAAUUAUAGAGAUAGCUGUUCUUAAGUUAUAAUUUUUGUUCUUUCACU